Molecule: messenger RNA, 7149 nt
Organism: Podarcis raffonei (Aeolian wall lizard)
Lineage: Eukaryota; Metazoa; Chordata; Lepidosauria; Squamata; Lacertidae
Product: protocadherin beta-16-like
Exons: 1
Coding region: 2716-5220 (834 amino acids)
Biological process (GO): homophilic cell-cell adhesion
Cellular component (GO): plasma membrane
Molecular function (GO): calcium ion binding
Source: RefSeq, a predicted model, not a curated record
AUCUAAUGGAAGUGAAAUAUAUUCAUUUUUUUUAUUUAAAAUGCUUUUUUUGGCCAAUGUUAGCCAAUAGGAUUUUAUUAUGGUGUCCCCACCCUGAAAGAGAUGGUCAAGUGGAGGGACUUUGGUGUUGUUUGCAAGUGAGUUUCAGUUGAAGACACUGACAGAGUGUGGCUGAGUAAGGGACAGAAAAGCGAAGGGGGAAGGAGAUGAAAAAGUGCUAUAUGUUCAUAGCUGUGGCAACUUAGUCAAGGCUGAUUUGGCUGAAUCACAUCCCACCAUUAUAAUGAGAAAUGAGAAGUGGAGGCAUUAAGUUCUGUGGCUUAUAGUUUGAAACUUGGCAACAUAUUUUUUGUAGAGUGCCUUCCUGCAAGUGCAGGACAUGAUUAGACAUGGUUAAGAUUGUGCUGUAAGACUUAAUGAACAGAACACUCAGCCGUGCACAGACCCUGUAACCUGAGUUCCCACCAGACUGGUGUAAGAUCAAGCACAUCAGAAGCCUUUACCAUUGCUUGGAAGAGACUCUUGCUGUUCCCUGCAUUCUCCAUACCCUCAGCACAAAUUAAAGAAGCAACUAGGUCCUAUCCCCUGAGCCAACAAGCAUGUGCUAGAGAACCCAGAAGUGGGGAAGAGGCUUGGUGUCUAGGCAGCAUCCUUGGACCACAGCAUAUGAUGAUGACUAGGGCUGCAAUCCUAACCCCACUUACCUAGGAAUAAGCACCAUUCAAUUGAAUAGUACUUUCCUCUGAUUAGACAUGGUUAUGAUUGUGUUGUAAAACACCCCAGAAAUAUCUGGUGUCUAAAAGAGAUAGAAAAAGAUUCUCCUGGUCACAGCAACCACCUGAGACUUAAGUAGUAUUGUCUCCAGUUGUAUUCCCAACCUGCAGAAUAAUGUCAUUGAGGGUUAUCAGCUGUCAUACAUCAUAAAUCAAUUCCACAGGUGCAUGUUGGGGUGUUCAGGAUGGAACUGAAGUUUGUUCUGUUCCUAUAUGAUUCUUCAAAUGAUAUUUCAUUGGAGCAAAUAUCAUGUCCUAUAAACAACUUCCACACCACAUGAUGGAUCACGAAGUAUUUAGAAACUUGUCUCUCAUUGUGUUCUAUAAGAUCUGUAUUAUCUUAGGUUAUGAAAUUUAUACAUAAAGUAUAAAUAUCAACAUAAACAUCUAUAUUAAGUAUAUGCAUUAUGGCAAGUGUCCUACUGUAUUUCUACCCAUGGCUGAUCGGAGUGUCAUGUGUUGACUGAACUGUGUGUGUGCAGAUAUGCCAGGUGUCACAAGGUGGGAGACCCAACUGACUGGGGAUAAGAUCUGACACAGAGGUUCCUCUCUGGGACCUGCUAUAGAGAACGUUCAGCUGGGAAAGAGGGGAGUAGAGAAAGAAUGUCCCAUGGGGAAGGGAAGCAAGAGAGAGAAAGAAUAGAGUGUUUGUGUGGGGCACUGAACUGUUUUACUAAUCUGUACAACAUUUUAUACUAGGCUCCUACUUGUAUAUAUCACAUUAGGAAGAUGGAACCCAGUUCAAUGAGUAGUAAGUAACAGUGACUCUUCCUCACAUACUCAUAUUUACAGAUGAAUGUGAACUUUAUAUUGAAACGCACAUAUUCAUCUUCUGUGAGGAACUGAAAGGACUGAAUGGCCAGGGAAACCUUAAUAAUACAGAAUGCUAAUAUGUAUAGAAGAGCAUGUGUGUGGUGUAUGCUUUAGAGAAAGAGGUGCAGUUCCCUGUAGGUCAUGACAUGAAAUGUCUUUUGAAGAAUCAAAGAGGAACAGAACAUUUACAGAUGAAUGCAAACUUCAUAUUGAAAUGAGUAUAUUCAUGAAUCAGUUAUCAUGGCUGGGAACUCUCCUUCAUUCCAAGCCUCUCUUUCCCCGCCGAUAGACUGUUUUUAUUUAUUUAUUUUUACAUUAAUAAUGUAAAAGUUGUUCGAUGUGGUCUACAUAGUUCUCCUGCUUCACAUUUUAUCCUCCCAGCAGCCCUGUGGGUACUGUAGGUUAGGCUGUGAUGGGUGGUUGGGGGAACAAACAUUAGGAGGUUUUAGUAGCCUAAGAAAUGUAAAACAUGACAUAAUAAGUUUAGGAGCUGGAACAAGGUUCUAAGGAUUGUAUUCAACUAAGUGUAACUGAAAGAGAUCAAUAGAUGUAAAAAAUAAAUUUAAAAAAAUCAUGCACAUUGAUUUCAGUGAGUGUAUACUGUGAAUGACUUAGCUGGACACAAUUCAUACAGCCCUUAUUGUGUCUGUAGGAAUUCAUGGAAGUAAAAUACGGUAUGGUGAUAAUACUCUAAUUUCUCACCAAAUCACCAUCAUCAAAAGGAAAAAAAAAUGUUUUAUUUCAUAUCUCAGAUUCUAAAGAUGCUAGAGACUCUUAAAAAGAAAGAAAGCUGGGAAUAUGGGGUUUAUGGUUCAUUGGGGUGGCUGUUCUCUUGCCUCUCCACAUGGAUGCUCAUAUUCUGGAAAAUCUUUUGUUUUUUGUAAUGCCAUAACAUAGUUCAAACACAAGGUGGUGGUAUUGCACAAGAUAAAAGAAGGAAAUUGAGGAGCAGCAGUUGCUCUCCUCAAGAGCUGAAGCCAUUAGACAAAGGAAUCAGCACAGGAAAAACAGCAGAUCCCUAUUGCAAGCCAGACUUCAGAAAUUCAGUAGGAAUAAGCAGGACACUGUGUCACAUUCAGAAGAUAAAGACAGUUAAGAAGAGACACGCCUUGGAAUAGAGAAGAGGACAAUGCCUUGCAUUUCAGGAGGAGAGGCUGGGAGAAUGGAAAUGCACCUCAAGAUCAGGCAAGUUUGGUCUUUUUCACUGUAUCUCUGUGCAUGCAUAGCAAUGUGUGAGUCUUUCCGCUAUUCAGUGGCAGAGGAGGAGAAAAGGGGGUCUCUGGUAGCGAAUGUCCUGAAGGAUUUGAGAAUGGAUGCAAAGGAGCUGUCUGCUCGGAGAGCCCGGCUGGUUUCUAAGAGCUCCAAGCAGUAUUUCCAGCUGGAUCCUCAUUCUGGGGAUGUGACAGUAAAGGAUAAAAUAGAUCGGGAGUCCCUGUGUGGUCAGAAUGAACCAUGUAUUCUACUGUCUGAAAUUGUGCUGGAAAAGCCAUUGCAGCUGCACAGAAUUGAAGUUCAGAUAGAGGACGUGAAUGAUAAUUCCCCCAAAUUCUCUAAAAAUCAAUUCCUUCUUGAAGUAUCUGAGCAAAUUCCAACGAAUACCCGAUUUCCUUUGGAAAAAGCUCAAGACUCAGACAAAGGAGAAAAUGCUGUUCAGAACUACACCCUUAGUCCCAAUGAACAUUUUAGGCUGAAUGUGAAAAGUCACAGUGAUGGUAGCAAAUAUGCAGAACUGGUGUUAGAGAAACCGCUAGACCGUGAGGUGAAUCCACACAUUUAUCUUACUCUGUCAGCUAUCGAUGGGGGGAUCCCAAAAAGAACUGGAACAGCACAGCUGCUAAUCGAUAUUCUGGAUGCUAAUGAUAACUUGCCUCAGUUUCCACAAUCUGAGUACAAAGUGAAAAUAAUGGAAAACAGCCCAUUGGAUACAUUGGUCGCAAAAGUGGAAGCCACUGACAAGGAUUUUGGUUCCUAUGCUCACAUCACUUAUUCCUUCAGUGAAGUUCCAGAAAAUGUGUUGAGAUCAUUCAAGUUAAACAAACACACUGGGGAACUCACUGUUGUAGGGAUGACUGACUAUGAAGAAACCAGCAGUUAUGAGAUGCACAUCAAAGCCACAGAUGGAGGGGGACUUUCAGCUUACUGCAAAGUAAUUGUGGACAUUGAAGAUGAGAAUGACAAUGCCCCAGAGAUAUCAAUCACUUCUAUCACCAGUCCAUUAACUGAGGACUCUCCCCCAGACACAGUGGUGGCCCUCUUCAGUGUCACAGAUGUGGACUCUGGGGACAGUGGCAGAACUGCCUGCACCACUGAAGUCAACCUGCCAUUUGUGCUCAAACCCACCGAGAACAACUAUUACCAGCUGGUGACCCAACAGCCACUGGACAGAGAAAAAGUCAGUGAAUAUAACAUUACUAUCACAGCCACGGACAGGGGCUCUCCCAGACUCACUUCCACAAGAAUACUUCAUGUUGAAGUGUCAGAUGUCAAUGACAACCCUCCAGUGUUUGAAAAGCAAUUCUAUGAAAUGCAGUUAAGAGAAAACAAUAUUCCUGGUCUUCUGAUCGGUUUCGUCCAUGCUGUUGAUCUGGACACAGCGCAGAAUGCCAAAGUGACCUACUCGCUUUUGCCUGGGAAGGUCAAUGAUAGCCCCACAUCCUCUUACAUCUCCAUCAACUCUGAAACGGGGAACCUGUAUGCCAUCCGGUCUCUGGAUUAUGAGGAAGUACAAGAUUUCCAGGUGACGGUGAGGGCUGUGGAUUCAGGUUCCCCUCCACUGAGCUCCGAAGUUCCCAUCCGCGUUCAGGUGGUGGAUGAAAAUGACAAUGCCCCCUUCAUCCUCUACCCUCUCCAGAAUGGCACUUCCCCCUCGAAUGACCUGGUUCCCCGAGGGGCAGAGACUGGCUACCUGGUCACCAAGGUGGUGGCUGUGGACAGGGAUUCUGCGCAGAACUCUUGGCUUUCCUACCAGCUGCUGAAGGCCACAGAGCCGGGUCUGUUCACGGUGGGGGCCCAGAAUGGAGAAGUGACCACCCUGAGGCCGGUCAGCAACCGAGACAGCUUCAAGCAGAAUCUGAUUGUGGUGGUCCGAGACAACGGCCAUCCUCCCCAGUCCACCUCUGCCACGCUCAGAAUCCUUCUAGUGGACGGCUUCUCUGACCCUUAUCUGAAAAGUGUGGCUCUCCCAAAGGAGGAAACAGCGGAGGAGGAAGACCCCAGCCUGACGAUGUAUCUGAUCAUCUGCUUGGCUGCCAUCUCAAGCAUCUUUCUCAUUUCUGUGGUGGCGUUUGUUGUAAUCAAGUUGCAGAAACGUGAAAAGUUCAUAGGAACCUACAACUCUGGAGCCAAUUUCCCGGUGGGACCAGAUUCCCAGGAGAUCUCUGCGGAUCCUGGUGCUGGAUCUCUAUCCCAGGCUUACAACUAUGAGGUGUGCUUAGCUGGUGGGUCUCUGAACAGUGAGUUCCGGUUUCUCAGGCCCCUGUUUCCUGUUUUCUCUGUGGAGCCUCCUAACACUCAGCUGAAUCCAAGGAGUUCCAAUGAUUCUGAAGGAGUCCCCAGUCAUGCAGGUGAAAGUCAAAACAUUAUCCAGGUGAGAGUACCAUUUGAAUGGUUUAAUUUCAAAUUUCUCUCUCUCUAGUUUGAUAAUAAUGUUUAUUAAAUCUUCAAUUUUACAUUUUCAAAUAAGCCUUUAAAAUAUCCCAUGACUUCCCUUCUCCUUCCAUGAUUCACUUUUCAUAUCCCUGUUUUACUAUAAGCAUUCAAAAAAAUUUCCACUUUUACCUCCAUCAAAAAAUAUUUUCUCUAUUGAAAUUAUCUUAGUGCUGCCAGUGUUUUAAGCUGUAUACAGUCAUUUUUCAUAUAUUCAGUAAAUGUUUUCCACUCUUCUUUAAAAGUAUGUUCGUCUUGCUCUCUUAUUCUAUGUGCUAAAUCUGCACGUUCUGCAUUUUCUGUCAACUUAAGUUGCCAAUCCUCUUUAGUUGGGACCUUGCUCACUUUCCAUUUUGGGGCUAAGAAAGCACAGACCCCAAUUGUUGCAUACAUAAAUAACCUUUUCUGACUCCUAGGAAUUUUAGUUUGGGGUUUUCCCAACAAAAAGGACUCUGGUGUGUGUGGUGUUUUGUUUUUUUUGGAAAGUAGUUUUAAACAUUUUUUUCAAUUUAUUAUAUAUCAUUUCCCCAUAUACUUUUGCCUUUUUACAUGUCCACCACAUGUGAAAAAAAAGUUCCCUCCGUUUCUUUACACUUCCAACACGUAUCUAAUUCUGUUUUAUAAAUCUUAGCCAAAAUACUCUGAGUUAAAUACCAACUAUUAAUGAUUUUCAAAUUAUUAUCUUUCCAUUAAUAACCUCUUCUCUCUCUAGUUUGGUCCCCCUAUAUCUUUGAGGUACAAGUCUGAAUUCAGCUGAGUGCAGGAACUCUGAAUGUGCACUUGAAAUUCUUCCCAUAUUUUUCCUGUUCAGUUUACCUGUGUCGUUGUAUUCUGAUGUUGUUGUUUCUGCCCUUGCAUAGAGGGAUAUAAACUUUCAUAUUAAUAUUUUUGUGAUUUGAUGUGCUGUAGAAUAACUUCAUAACCUCUUUAAACUCUCUGUAUGGGAGGGGGGUGUCACACAAAAGCUGAGAUGCAGGUUGCUUCCAUAAUCAGGUCCUCCCAUAAAGAAGGCACGUGUUGCGGUGAGACCUGGCAACCAAACUGUGCAUUGUGGGUGGGUAUGAUUGGUUAGCCACAACACCCAAUUGGUAGGUUCCUUGAUGCUGGGUUUAAUCAGGCCAAUGGGAUGCAGGCUAAAUGGAUCAAGGGACCUAUAUAUACGUAUGCCCAUGACCCAGAGCUUUCUCUUUCGGUGCGUGCAUUCAGAACACCCGCCCACCUCUCCCUACUUUUAGGGCUUUGCACUUGACUUUGCUAUGCCGUCGUGUGUCGUCUGUCGUUGGGACAGGAGCACGGCAGGAAUUUUCCCACUUGGCUGAUUGGCUGUUGCCAUUUGGGUUUCGCCUGCCACUAGUCGAACCAAAGCCUAUGCAACCACUCACUUGCUGUAAUCAAUAAAGUUGUGGCCUAAAUUCUGCCAAAAAACAAACCAAAAUUUGAGUAUUGUCUGAAUUUAUGUAAGGGGGAGGUUUGAAGGUCUGAACACGCAGUGACCUGUUUAUUGAUCAUUCAUUCUUACUACUUAAAAGAAAGAAAGAAAGUUAUAAAGGGGGGAGAGGGCAGAAGUGAGGAAAAAAGAACACAGCUGUAUAUAAAUUGGUAUAGUGUUGUUAUCCUAAUACUUAUGUAGAUAUUAAUAGCCUGCUACAUUCUCUGUGUGCAGGCCAUAUGGCAUAAAGCAAAAUUUAUCAUACACUUUCCAAGGUAUUUUCCUGUCAUUUUCUUUAUUGCAAACUGUUUGACUGAGGUGGGAGGGAGGGAAAUUGUUCCACAAGAGCACCAUAAGUGCUGUGCAUCUUGAAUAUCCCAGUAUGAGAUUGAAUCCCAUGCACAACAGUGUAGAACAACCACAGAAGGAAUACAAUGUUUUAUGAUAUUUGCACUCAUUCAAAUGGAAAAGAGGCAUCUACCUAGUAAU